Messenger RNA from Entamoeba dispar SAW760, 684 nucleotides. RefSeq lists its product as uncharacterized. The record is from RefSeq and is a predicted model, not a curated record. The transcript has a single exon. Lineage: Eukaryota; Evosea; Mastigamoebida; Endamoebidae. Bases 1 to 684 code for a protein of 227 amino acids.
AUGAAUGAAAUUAACAGUUAUGAAGAUGUUCAACAAUAUAUUCACCAAAUAAAACAACAAGAAUGUUGUAACAAACAAGAAUCUCAAGAAAAAAUUGAAGCUAAAGAGGAAGAAAUGGAAAUAGAUAAAAGUAACACUGAAAAUGAAAAAAUUUUACAAGAAAUGCAAGAGAUUAAAGAGAAUAAAAGAAGUGUUAAAGAACUUUGUGAAUUAUUGAAAAAAAGUGAAAUGAAAAAGAUUACAGAAGAAUGGAGUAAUGAAGGGAUAAGAUUACAUGAAAUGUUAAAAGAGGCUAUUAAAGAAGAAAUGAAAACUGCUUUAAUUUGGUGGAACAAUCAUUCAGAUGAAGAAAGAAGAGCAGUACUUAUGCUUUCUGUUCAUGCACUAUUAGAUGAUGGAAUGGAAACAGGAGAAUCAUUGUUACUUGCAGACGUAUUUCCAGAUAUAAAUUAUUUGUCAGAACAUCCCCAAACAGUAAUGAAAUUUAUAAGUAAUAUUUAUAAAAAUCCAAGAUAUUGUAAUAGUGAAAUAUUUAAUUUUGAAGAAUUAAAAGAGGUAUUUGAAAAAGAAGUUGAUAGUGUAAGGGCAUUAUCAUGCAUUACAACGAUGCUUGAUGCAAGGGUAUGUAUUGCAUGUAAAUUGUGCAUCAACAUAUUAAUAAUUACUAAUCAGAUUGAUUAUUAG